AAGCAGAGGUCCAGUUUUUAAUGGUUGAGAGUAAACAGGCCUCCCAAAGCCAGAAUGUCUGGUUGCUGGAGUCAGCCUCCUUCCCUGAAGCUAGUUCCUGUAAUAUGCUCAAAAGGCUGUUAACAAUUUGUCGUUUAUGGCAAGCAUGACAAACCAGGCCCUUGUUUUAAGGCAUACAUUCUCUUCCCUGAUUUGGGGAGAAGAAUUGUUCAUUACAUGUUAUUUAAUCAAGAAGAUUCUUUUGUUGAUUAGCAUAAGAUUUCAUAUAUCCUCUGUAAAUUUUUACUGACAAAAACCUACAAGUUAACAUAUCUGGGCCCUUACUCAAUAGUGGGUAUAGAGUCUAACAGAUUUAUAUAAUAAAUGAGCCUUAGGUGGGCCUGUUAAACAAUGUGGCAUUGAAAGGCCAAGCUGAACUCUUUUUGCCUCAUUUUCAACUUUUGGAUAACUUUUUCUAAUACUGUGAGUCUGUUGAAUUGUAAUAAUGCCUCCUUCCAUUUUGCCCAAUCUCAGGAACAAUAAAGAACCCAAAGAACUCAGUUCCACUCAGCUGUUCAGCCCCUUGGUGUUCACAGCUGUGCAGGACAGGCUGCUAAAGGCUGUGGCAGGACCCAGAAGCAGGACCAAAAGUGGGCCAUCUGGGUCUGAAACUGCAAAACAUGCUGAUAUGGCCGAUUUUCGGAAGCUUUUUGCAAAAGCAAAGCACAUAGUCAUCAUUUCAGGGGCUGGCAUUAGUGCUGAAAGUGGGAUCCCGACUUUCAGAGGAGCCGGAGGUUACUGGAGAAAGUGGCAAGCUCAGGCCCUGGCCACUCCCGGGGCCUUUGCCCAGAACCCGUCCCUCGUGUGGGAGUUCUACCACUACCGGCGGGAAGUCAUACAGCGCGUGGAGCCCAACCCUGGGCACCUCGCCAUCGCCGAGUGUGAGGCCCGGCUGCGUGACCAGGGCCGCCGGGUCAUGGUCAUCACCCAAAACAUCGAUGAGCUGCACCGCAAGGCUGGCACCAAGAACCUUCUGGAAAUCCAUGGUAGCAUAUUUAAAACUCGAUGUACCUCUUGUGGAGUUGUGGCUGAGAAUUACAAGAGCCCAAUUUGUGCAGCUUUAUCAGGAAAAGGUGCCCCGGAUCCCGAAGCGCAAGAUGCCAGAAUCCCAGUGGAGAAGCUUCCCCGGUGUGAAGAGGCAGGGUGCGGGGGCUUGCUGCGGCCGUAUGUAGUGUGGUUUGGAGAAAGCCUGGAUCCUGCUGUCCUGGAGGAGGUUGACAGAGAGCUGGCCCUCUGUGACUUAUGUCUAGUGGUGGGAACGUCCUCCGUGGUUUAUCCUGCUGCCAUGUUUGCCCCCCAGGUGUCUGCCAGGGGAGUGCCAGUGGCCGAAUUUAACAUGGAGACCACCCCAGCCACGAACAGAUUCAGGUUUCAUUUCCAGGGGCCCUGUGGUAAGACUCUUCCUGAAGCCCUGGCUCCUCAUGAAACUGAAACGGUUUCUUAAUUGUCCUGGGGAAGGAAGAAGUUAUAGUACAUCUAAGUCCCAGGCCACAAACAGAGGAGACACAGUCUCGUAGAUGGGGAGCUGAAUAGUGGAAGAUCUAAAAAUAUCCCCUGAUUUCCCGGCUGGGAUCCAACCUGUUGAUAAGUGGUAGGGCCUUAGAGGUAACAACAGCAAAUGUCCUUACAAGAAGUCAGAGAACUGUAAAGCUAAUGCAUGUUAUUUGGUUUGAACUUAAACAUAAGAUACUUCUGAUGUGUUUGGUUGGCUAUUAGGAGGGGGAAAAUUCUAAUUAAGAUUGUCUUAAAAAUGUAAUUAUCCCAAUUGUAUUUUUGCUAUUUGGCAAAGAUGGAAGUAAACAGGUAAAAACCUUGAUAGUUCUGAUUUUGUACAAGUUUUGGUGGAAAAUAAAGUCACUCUCUACAGUAGAUAA
Messenger RNA from Miniopterus natalensis, 1913 nucleotides. It is a transcript of the gene SIRT5, whose product is annotated as sirtuin 5. The record is from RefSeq and is a predicted model, not a curated record. Gene Ontology annotation, molecular function: protein-malonyllysine demalonylase activity; NAD+ binding; histone deacetylase activity, NAD-dependent. Gene Ontology annotation, cellular component: nucleus. Lineage: Eukaryota; Metazoa; Chordata; Mammalia; Chiroptera; Miniopteridae.